UCGGAGAUUACGUAAACUAUUCCAGCUCGUGACUGUCUUUGGUUGAUUAUCGCCAUUUUAUAUUGUCCUUUUUGAGUGAAUUAAUGCGAGGACGACAAAGAUAGUGUGCGUGUGGUGUGUGUUCGGUGUAACAAAGACGUGUUGUUAAUGGUGUAGCAAACAAUUUAGGCCAAAAACAAUUUAGAAAAUGAAAAAUUUUGUGUUUUGUGUUACCUUGAAUUUUCUAUUUUUCAUCAGCUCCGUAUUUUCAAUUCAACUAGCGGCUAAAGAAAAAACUGUAAUAUUUACACCAAAACAUCAGUUUACGAUAUCUUGUAAUGUAUCCGAAGCAGAGGGAACACCAGAGAUCAUAUGGACGAGAAAUGAUGUCGAGGUAACGAAGAUAGAUGCCCUUAAAAAUGUAAAAUCAUCUUAUAGUAAAGAAAAAAGUCAGGUCACAUUGACACUGUCAGACCCAAAAGAUGAUUUUGCUGGUAACUAUAAGUGUGUUGCAAAUCCCGGCAAGCCAGACGAAGUAUAUGCUGAAAUUAGAGUGACAAGGGCGGUACUUGUCAAAGUACCCGCAAACAUCAACGUAGUUGAAGAAGAGAAAUUAAGAAUACAGUGCAAAGUUUUAGGUGAUGCAAAGUUAUCAUGGACGUUCAAUAAUCAAACCUACAACAUUUCUGAAGGCCGCGUUACUCUUGAGAAUUACACCGAAGAUGGUAAAGUCGUGGUAAAUGGAAUGUUUAUAGUAGAAGGCAUAACAAAGGACGACCGAGGAAUAGUCACAUGCAUAGGGGGCGUGGACGCCGCUACUAACAAAUCAAUCCAAUCUGAAUGUAUGGUUAGGAUUAAAGAUAAAUAUGCCGCCCUUUGGCCUUUCUUAGGAAUAUGCGCCGAAGUUAUCAUUUUAUGUGCCAUUAUUAUAGUAUAUGAGAAGAAACGUAAUAAGACCGAACUCGAAGAAAGUGAUACAGACCAAAGUCCAGACCAAAAGAAUACACCAGACCACGGGAAAGAUGCAAACCUAAGGCACAGACAGUGAAGAACUAGACAAGAGGUAAAAAGCAGUACAGCAUAAUAAAAUAGAAUAUAAAGUUAAGAACUAUAUAGAAGUUAAACAGUUAUAUUCGUCAUGUGUAGUUGGGACUAUUCGCCUCAACAACAUUUCGCUCGAAGGUGUUUGGAGGUACUGUACAAAAAAACUAAAAUUUAGGUUAGGUUUAAAUUGUUAAAAAGCCUUCCCACUGGUUUGCCUUAGAUAACAGCCUUUUUAUUGUAGGUUAAAUAUGCAUGUUGUUUUCUAUUUUUGAAGAAGUUUUCCGUUACUUAUAAUUUUUAGUACUUAAAAUAUGUAGAUAUUGUAAAAUCAUUGUUAUGCAACUAAAUGGGCUGAUAUUUAACGUGAACAAAAUGUCAUACCAUUGUAUAUAUUUAUAACAUAAGAAUAAAGAGAAAAUGUACACUCCUGUUCAUAUAUUAUUGCAUUGUUAAAAAAAAAAUUAAGUUUUUAUUUGUGGACUGUUUUUUCAUUUAUAUGUCAUCGUUUUUUCGAUUUUUGUGAUAAUGGAUACAGAUGAAAAAGUACUUCAUAUGAUCCACGAAUUUUUCUGGAGACGUACUCGGUUCAUUCGAUAAAUAAGAAUAGAAUAUAUUAUAUAAUAUUGCACUCUAUGUCUUUCUGAUCGGUACUUGUAGAUUUCAGCUAAAUAGAGCUGCCUCAAUUUCACUGCUCAGCGCUUCUCUUUUUGUCCAGUUUCAUGUGACAACCACAACGUUUUGUGGCAAGAUUCCAAAGUUUAAGGUUAUUUGAGGGCAAUAGGGAACUUGCAUAAAAUUUUAAAUUCGAAAAAAAUGCUAUAAAUCACAACAAAACAUAAUUUAAAAUAUAUAUCAAAGAAAAAAAAAGUUGUUUCUGUCUUUAGUUUGGCCUCUAAAGACGAUUAAAAUCGAGAGAUAAUUCAAAUUAUAGCAGCCAGUCCAAAACACACCCUCAUUGGUCCUGACGUCAUAUCAUUAUAAUGUUUGAGGUCCGCGCCAUUAAUUCAUUAUGUUUGAUAUUCGUUUACUUGUUGUAAUCAUUUUAUGGUAUAUCUCAGUUUUAUAAAUCUUUAAAUAGUUGCUGUGAACUAAAUAUUUCAUAAUAUUUGAGAGUUUUUGUUAAGACGUUCUUUUUAAAAUGACCGGAGAGGAUUUUUCUAAAGGGCAGUAUGAUAACUUACCCAUCAUGAAGAUAAAUCUCUAUUAUUAUUAGUUUAUUUUAAUUUUAUAGUAAAAAUAAUUCCAGAAAAAUAUUGUAUAGGCAAAUAUCAUUCAAUCUGUAAUGUACACCUACCAAAAUAUACCAAAAGUUAUAUUUUCUUAUGUUCAAAAUACACUUGAUUUAUUAAACAAAAAACUGUUAAGCAGGCAGCAGAUAUUAAAUAAUUACAUUAAAAAAGAUGAUUUCACAUAGAAAACUUUGUUGUACUAAACGACACUUGCAGUGUUUGCUUUUAGGACAUUUUCCAUGGUAACAACACUACAACACACACAUUUCAAUACUGUCUCUUCAAAAACUGUAUUAAACUCAUAAGUAAACAAAAUGGAAAUAAUUUUUUAUGAGACAUGAGAAAUGCCAUUAAAAAUAUAUUAUGAUACGACGUCACAAGGGGUCGCGCGCUUUUUCGAUCGUUUGAAAUGAUUUAAAUACACAGAAGAUUUCAAAAUUUGUACUUCUUUAUGAGGUUUUGAUGCGUGAAAUUUUGGAAAUCUUAUUUUUAAACGAAACUGAACAUUACUAUGUAAUAAAACAAAAAUGUGCAAGUUCCCUAUUAGACACUGUCUCGACCAACACAAAUUUUUAAAAUUCUAAACUUUACAAAAGUUCGUAAACAAACAACUUAUAUUUGUCCUAAAAAUCCAUAAAACAAUCAUUGGAAGAUUUUUAAACUUGAGUGUGGUGGUAUUAUAAGCAGAUAUAACACAUAUAAGACAAAGCUAUUAAUUUAAUUUUAAAGUUUUUGGGGGAAAUUAAGAAAUUAUUUUUUUUCCCGAAUGCUUCUUUAAGCAGCUACAGUAUUUUUUAUUUUUAAAUAUACUUACAAUUUAGUACAACCUCAUAAUAGAUAUUUUGCAUCAAACAUUUGUACACUUGUAACAAAACAAGAUUUUACCAAACUGAUUUUAGUUGGAGACAUUCUUUGGAAAUCUUAAUUCUUCAAUAACAUUUCAGAAACAUUUUAUAUGGUUAAUGUAAAUAGAUAACUUUUAGAUGAAACAAAAGUAACUAUAUAUACAACCAAAGAUCUACAAUUUACUUAAACAGAAAAUUCGUGGAAUAGACGUGAAUUUGACACAUAAGAUCCACUGCUUGUCUUAACCGUUUAUAUUUUUACAAGAGGUGUUGGUGGGAUAGGGUUUUCUUUCCUAAUUUUGCUCCUUUAUGAACUAAGAGGAAAAGACGUUCUUUGUUUUUAUUAUUUUUAGUUUUUCUGAGUAUCCUAACACCUCUCCAAAGUUAUGUGACACAUAAUAUAUGUGUAUGACCGAUCGUUUUCAAUCAUUAGUUUGCAUUUCAUAAAUAAAUAUAGUGUGCAUUCCGACUUUUUCUGUGCAAGUUUUGCACGAGUUCUAAGGUGAGGAAUUCUGAGGGUUGGGCUCUUGCAAAAAAGGACGAAAAUGACUUCAAUCUGUCAUACCUCGACUCUACUUGCCAAAUUUUUGGUCCAAAUUUUUAAGCAGUCACUAUUCCACAAUUUCAAUGUAUACAAAAAAAUUCAAGAAAUUACCGUUAUUUUAGUAGUGUGCUCCUAAUAAAUAUUCAGAUACUUUAAAGUUUGAAGUGUCAAUGCUUAUAUAGUCGAGACAUCUUAGUCCCUCUUUUUCCAGCUUCUUUUUCAGAUAGCUUGCGCUCUGUAGAUCACUGAUGGAUAGUAGAGGAUAUACAAUCGAAGCGACAUAAUAUAUAAGAACCUUUGAAUGUAACUAUUAAAACAUCCGCUAUAUCUAUUUUUGGAAAAUUAAGUGUAACAUGAUGCAGUAGAGUUCAUUUGAAACUUUUUUUAAAACAAAUAGUCUUAACAUGUAUUUGUCAACUGAUACAAUUCCAAAAUAUUUAGCUUUUUAACAUUCCCAUCAAUUCCGCUUAACGGAAUAUUAAGAAUAUAUUCAAAGCUGUUUGCUAUAACAUACAUAAGUAGUAGUAAAUCAUCCAGAAAACGUUAACCAAGACGAUCUUAUUGGUAGAAAGAAAUCUAGAGUUUUUAUUUUAAGGCUAAUUUGCAGUUUUAAAAAAUAUGCGCGUGGAAAAUCCAUUCUCUUAAAUGUAGAUGUAUAUUAUAUGAGGCCUUUAUCAUUAUAUAUUAACAGUCCUGUUCACACCUCAUCUGGGUGUUAGUUUUCGCAUUACUUUUCAUUCAUACACCUUUGCAUAUAUAUUAUUUUGUGAAUAUUUCUUUUUAUUUUGUUUAUUUCACUGUUACUAUAUAAUUUUAGUUUAUGUCAAUAUUAUUUAAUAAAUUUUUUAAAAUUA
This is a messenger RNA of Diabrotica virgifera virgifera (western corn rootworm), 4495 nucleotides long. It is a transcript of the gene Bsg, whose product is annotated as neuroplastin. The transcript is spliced from 7 exons. Bases 188 to 1027 code for a protein of 279 amino acids. NCBI's taxonomy places the organism in Eukaryota, Metazoa, Arthropoda, Insecta, Coleoptera, Chrysomelidae. The record is from RefSeq and is a predicted model, not a curated record.